Dibothriocephalus latus is the source of this 594-nucleotide messenger RNA. Lineage: Eukaryota; Metazoa; Platyhelminthes; Cestoda; Diphyllobothriidea; Diphyllobothriidae. The record is from the annotation of a GenBank genome assembly.
AUGUACUCUCCAGACCCGGAGUUGGAUUUGCAGUCAAUUGGAGCUCCUGGCGAAGGUUCUAUCUGCGGAGAUGCGGAAGGCCUAGAAGUUCAACACACCUUAUCGAAUCUAGUUUUGUAUGAGGAAACGUCCCCGGUAUUCAUUGCUUAUUUGUUUGCACUUUCUCAUGCACAUCUCUGCGAUGCAACCCCGCUUGACGCUCACUCCAUGGAGUACUUCGACAAUUUUGGCGAAUCUGGAGACUUUUAUGGCUCCGGUGGUAAGAAGUCACUCGAUGAAACGCGAAGUGACGACCGCUUUUCUCCAGCAACCCAUAGCUCCCACACCUCAGCCACCACUACUACUUCAUCAACUCAAGAGGCACGCCUAGCAUCUGGCAGUUCCGGGGCCAAACUGACUCCCCAGGAGUUACUUAAGCGUCGAAUGCAGGCUCAACUUAAUAAGGCCUUUGUUGCUGAUAAGAAAGCGGAGCAGGAGCGACAAAUGAAGUUGGAAAAGGAGCGUCAGGAUCGGGAACAGGGCCUGCGCAAGUUGGCGGAGAAACUGCGUCAGCGGGAAGCCGACCGGCGGCGUGCGGAGCGCCUGUCGGAUGUC